CCCAGCACACCCCCUCUUCCUGAUUCGUCCCUCGCCCCGCCCCCUUCCUCCAUCCAGUAUAUAAGGCGGAGGGGGGCCGGCCGCCAAUCACUGCUACCCAAGCCAUCGCUCCGAACGUCCCCAGCACCUCCAGUCUACCUCUCGCCGUGGAUUGUGAAAGAGAUUAAGAUACCAUGGCUCACGUCACGUUUGAAGGCACCAAUAAAACGGUGUUGGACCGUUACAUGCGGCUGCCCAUUCCUGAUAACAAGUGUCAGGCGAUGUACGUGUGGGUGGACGGGACCGGCGAGCACCUCCGAUCCAAAACUCGAACGCUCCACUUUAUCCCGAAGAAGCCUGAAGAGCUGCCGGAGUGGAACUUUGACGGCUCCUCGACAGGCCAGGCUGAGGGCAGCAACAGCGACGUGUAUCUCAGACCCGUUGCGAUGUACCGCGACCCCUUCCGCCUUGGCGAUAACAAGCUGGUGCUCUGCGAGACCUACAAAUACAACAAGAAGCCCACAGAGACCAAUAAUCGACGGGACUGUCUCGAGGUCAUGAAUCGCGCAGCCGCGUCCCGGCCCUGGUUCGGCAUGGAACAGGAGUACACACUCUUGGACACCGACAACCACCCACUUGGAUGGCCCAAGAACGGCUUCCCCGGACCCCAGGGCCCCUACUACUGCGGCGUGGGCGCCGGCAAGGUCUACGGCCGCGACGUGGUGGAGGCGCACUACCGCGCCUGCCUGUACGCCGGCAUCAACAUCUCCGGCGAGAACGCAGAGGUGAUGCCCGCCCAGUGGGAGUUCCAGGUUGGCCCUUGUGAGGGAAUCACCAUGGGAGACGACUUAUGGAUGGCCAGAUACCUCCUGCAUCGCGUCGCUGAGGACUUCGAGAUCGUAGUUAGUCUAGACCCCAAGCCCAUCCCCGGCGACUGGAACGGCGCUGGAAUGCAUACAAACUUCUCCACGAAGGAGAUGAGGGAGCCCAACGGUAUUGUAGACAUUGAAAAAGCCAUCGAGAAGAUGUCGAAGGUCCACGACGAGCACAUCAAGGCCUACGACCCCCAUGGCGGGAAGGACAACGAGCGCCGUCUUACUGGGCACCACGAGACUUCCUCCAUCCACGACUUCUCCGCCGGCGUGGCCAACAGAGGCUGCUCUAUCAGAAUCCCCCGCGGUGUGGCCGAGGAGAAGCAGGGCUACCUGGAGGACAGGCGACCCUCGUCCAACGCCGACCCGUAUGUGGUGUCUGAGCGCUUGGUGCGGACCAUUUGCCUGGGUGAGAGCUAACUGAUAACCAAGUCUUCCACGGGCCUGGACGUCCCAGCAGCCUGCAGCCCCAGAGCCACCGCAUUCAUCCUCAGUGUGGCGUCGCCCUGGAGUGCUUUACGGGCCCUCCGUGGCCUUGACUUGAGCGUGUAUAAUUGUUACUGUCUAUGAAUCUCUUCAUCUUCUUCCUUGUAUUCUUGUGUACUUUUAUAACAUCUUUAACCCUUCACUUUCCAGCGUAAACGAAGUAUUAUGUAUAUAUGAUUUGUGAUAAGUUAAUUAUAUUUCUAUGAAAUUUAAACCUAAGUAAAUAAAUUAACAAGUCUAA
Eriocheir sinensis (Chinese mitten crab) is the source of this 1578-nucleotide messenger RNA. Its product is annotated as glutamine synthetase. Gene Ontology annotation, molecular function: glutamine synthetase activity. Bases 174 to 1271 code for a protein of 365 amino acids. The transcript is spliced from 3 exons. The record is from RefSeq and is a predicted model, not a curated record. NCBI's taxonomy places the organism in Eukaryota, Metazoa, Arthropoda, Malacostraca, Decapoda, Varunidae. Gene Ontology annotation, cellular component: cytoplasm.